Messenger RNA from Onychostoma macrolepis, 1149 nucleotides. RefSeq names its product cellular retinoic acid binding protein 1a (gene crabp1a). The transcript is spliced from 4 exons. The coding region runs from base 493 to 909 and encodes 138 amino acids. Gene Ontology annotation, molecular function: fatty acid binding. Gene Ontology annotation, cellular component: cytosol; nucleus. Gene Ontology annotation, biological process: fatty acid transport. The record is from RefSeq and is a predicted model, not a curated record. Lineage: Eukaryota; Metazoa; Chordata; Actinopteri; Cypriniformes; Cyprinidae.
UGAAACGAAUCUGAAAGUUGCAUUGCACUUCCAGUCUGGAAACACACCACCUGUGCUGAGGUGCUUCUGCACAAACACAUGAGUUAAAAUCACAGCUUGAGUGUGUGUCACGGAUGGCCGGACACAUUAGGGCAGGAAUACAUGGGGCGAUGCAUCCCGUAUGGAAACCACAGACACACCCACAAUACAUGGUGAGGAAGAAACAUUAGUGGAUGGUUUUGUGGCUGAUGCUGGAACAGGUUGUUUGAUGCAGCAGUCUCAACGGUGAGACAGCAGCACUGCCAGUGGGCGGGAGAGAGACAGAGACAGACAGAGAGAGAGAGAGAGAGAGAGAGAGGAGACGGUUGAGGCGAGAGGGGAGGGACGGGGUGAGUGAGAACAUAAGACAGAAAGGCAACGGACGAUCACAAAGAGAGUAGAAAAGGAGAACAAGAGUAGCGAGGGACCAGAGGAGAAGAGAGAGAGACAGAGCAGGACAAUCCAAAGCUCAAAAUGCCUCCCAACUUCGCCGGCACCUGGAAAAUGAAGAGCAGUGAGAAUUUCGAUGAACUUCUGAAAGCUCUCGGUGUGAAUGCUAUGCUCCGGAAAGUGGCCGGCGCUGCUGCUGCCAAACCACACGUGGAGAUCCGACAGGAUGGAGAGCAGUUCUACAUCAAGACCUCCACCUCGGUACGCACCACUGAAAUCAACUUUCGCAUCGGAGAGGAGUUUGAUGAGGAGACGGUGGACGGCAGGAAAUGUAAGAGUUUGGCCACGUGGGAGACAGAGAAUAAAAUCUACUGCAAACAGACGCUGCUGGAUCAAGACGGACCCGUUACAUUCUGGAGUAGAGAGCUGCGUGGAGACGAACUGAUCCUGAUCUUUGGGGCCAACGAUGUGGUUUGCACGAGGAUUUACAUGCGAGAAUGAGGUGAAGUGGAGACAGCGACCAUAAAAAACGCAACCAAACAGCCCUGCAUCCCAAGAAACCUUCUGUCUAGAAAAACCAGAACCCUUCAUUGCAUGUCAGGCCGUGAACAUGCAUCCGUGCAGUGCAUUGUGGGAUUUCAUUUCCUGUCAUUCUUUUUGUUUCUCUCUCUUUGCCCGUUUCUGACACAGAUGUGUGUAUUGCAAACAUAAAACAGUAAUAAAAAUGUAAUCCAACAUCAA